AUGAUGGUGGUCACCGAGUUCUAUAAAGGUUUUCCAAGAGAGACGGCCCGCUGGAUCACCAUGGGCAACUGCCUGCACAAGACCACCGUGCUGGCGGGCACCGCCUGUCUCUUCACCCCGCUGGCCCUGCCCUUGGAUUACUCCCACUUCAUCUCGCUGCCCGCCGGCGUGCUCAGCCUGGCCUGCUGCACCCUCUACGGCAUCUCCUGGCAGUUUGACCCCUGCUGCAAGUACCAGAUGGAGUACGACGCCUACAAACUGUCCCGUCUGCCCUUGCACACACUCACUUCCUCCACCCCGGUGGUGCUGGUCCGGAAGGACGACUUGCACAGAAAGAGACUGCACAACACGAUAGCACUGGCCGCCCUGGUGUACUGUGUAAAGAAGAUUUACGAACUCUAUGCCGUAUGAUUGCAGUAGGACGGGGAGAGAAGCAAACGACCCAGCCCACGAGAGACGACCCG
Molecule: messenger RNA, 464 nt
Organism: Mustela lutreola (European mink)
Lineage: Eukaryota; Metazoa; Chordata; Mammalia; Carnivora; Mustelidae
Product: transmembrane protein 11, mitochondrial-like
Exons: 2
Coding region: 1-411 (136 amino acids)
Biological process (GO): inner mitochondrial membrane organization
Cellular component (GO): mitochondrial inner membrane
Source: RefSeq, a predicted model, not a curated record